AAAUUUACGAUAACGCAGGUUAUUUGUCGGGGAGGGAGCUGAUAUGUGGGAGCGGGCGUUAAGGUGUCUCGAAAACCUAUAAAGGAGAAUUAUAGAUCUCGGAAAAAUUUGUGAGUAACGCGAGAAUAUAUGUCCGAUGGAAAAGUAGUUUGGAGUAGCCGGUGCGCAGGUGGUGCCGAAUGUCGGAGGUAUAACAAUUAUUACGAGUGUCUGCGAAAGGGGCCUCGAUCGAUCGACGGCGAUAAAAAAAAAAUGGCUAUCGAUGUACAGCGUUGGAAAUUUUCAUUAGGAAAAUUCACGUCGGGGUGAUAAAAGGGUGAGGGUGUUUAUUCGUUGCAUUCCGUAGACGGACAGCCCGUAGCUACGAAUUCCAAUAUCGGCUUGUUUACGGGUUACCAAGGGCAACGUUCGAUAUGAAUUCUCGUGGAAGUUCUUCCUUCCAGGUCGGCUGCACGUAGUCGACAUCGCGCCUCGCUACAAUGCUAUACGGAUUUUCGCAAAAUGUUAUCGGUAUCGUUUUUUCCGCCUUCGAAUAGCGUGGAAGGAAAAUUUUUUCUCACUUUUGGUUUUGGCCCUCGCCAACCGGCCACCGGCUCGAUCCCACGACAGGCGGUGAGCUUUUCGGACGUACGCGUAAUAAUAUAACUUCAAAGGCGAACUCGAUAAUCGUUAAACGCGUUCGCGUACGAAACUCGUUGCGGUCAAUAAAACUCCGGAUUAUAUCCGGAGCGCGCGGGAUGUAAAUUGACGCGGUCAAAAAAUUAAGGGCGAUCGUUGGAAACCCGGGUUACCCGGUGACCCCGUGGUACCUGCCGGCACCAGGUACCGUUUAUGGAUUGUCCGAGGCUCGGUUUUCCUCGUUAAAGGUCCUCGAUAAGGUUUCCUCCGCCUACUUUCCGGCAUUCGGUUUAGCUCGGUGCUUCGAAAAGAGGUGCGCGAAAGAAGCGGGGAAAGAGAAAAAAAAAAAAAUGACGAUCCUCAUUCGCGGUUCGCGACGAUUGUUAAAUCUGCAGUUAAAUCGGUGAAAGCGAGAAACAACCGAGGACCUCGAUAAGAAUGUUUGAAUGGGUGGUUUGUGUUCCUGUCGAGGGCGCGAGAGCCAGGUCAACGCCGGGUCGAUCCUCGACCGGGUCAUCAGCCAGGCGAGUAACCAGGAUCAGUGUCUCCUCUACCGUUUGGCCAACUACAAGAAGGGCGGCGAGUUGAUCGAGGCAUACAACGCCGGUGGUCAGGUGGAGGUCGAGAAGGUUGUGAGGGAACAAUUCAGCGUGCUGAUGUACGCCGACGGUAAGGGCCAGGUGAUCAACAGGGCGGAGUAUCUGAGGUGGAAAUUCCGGGACCUCGAGGAAGUCGUUCUGCCAAUUGAAGCUUCGUUAUCCAGAUUUGAUCCCCUCGCUCAAUGGAAGGACCACGACGCCUGCUGGCAAAUGCAGUACCGCGGCUCCCUCGGGGAGACCCUGCUCCACGUCCUCAUUAUAUGCGACACCAGAGUGCACACCAGGAUCGCGCGCAUCCUCCUCAAGUGUUUCCCCAAGCUGGCCAUCGACGUCGUCGAGGGCGAGGAGUACCUCGGAGCCAGCGCUCUUCAUCUGGCCAUCGCCUACAACAACAACGAGCUCGUCCAAGACCUGGUGGAGGCCGGUGCCACCGUCUCGCAGAGAGCGACCGGAAGCUUUUUCCUACCCAGGGAUCAGCAGCGGAUGAAUCCCGCGAGGACUACCGACUACGAAGGUCUCGCCUACCUCGGGGAGUAUCCCCUUGCCUGGGCGGCGUGUUGCGCCAACGAGAGCGUCUAUAAUCUACUGUUGGACUCCGGCGCUCAUCCCGACGAACGGGACUCCUUCGGAAAUAUGAUUUUGCACAUGGUUGUCGUAUGCGACAAAUUGGACAUGUUCGGUUACGCGCUGAGGCACCCCAAACUGCCGGCUCGCAACGGGAUCGCCAAUUCCGCUGGACUGACGCCCCUGACCCUCGCUUGCCAGCUGGGGCGCGCCGAAGUCUUCAGAGAAAUGCUGGAGCUCUCGGCGAAGGAAUUCUGGCGCUACAGCAACAUCACGUGCUCCGCCUACCCACUCAACGCGCUGGACACCCUGUUACCCGACGGCCGAACAAACUGGAACUCGGCGCUAUUUAUUAUACUGAAUGGAACCAAGGAAGAACAUUUGGACAUGCUAGACGGGGGAAUUAUUCAACGGCUCCUUGAAGAAAAAUGGAAGACUUUCGCCCGCCUCCAGUUCUUGAAACGACUGGUUAUCCUCGUGUUUCAUCUGGUGUCGUUAUCAUUGGCCGUUUAUCUUCGUCCCGGCGACGCGGAUUCCGAACUUCUCGCCUGGCCGGAGGACCCGACGGACGUCGCAAGAACAAUAGCGGAAGCCAUGACCGUACUCGGAGUCCUUAGCUACAUCCUCAUACAAUUGGGCGGCGAAGUCGUCAACAUCGGGCUUUUAUCAUUCCUCAGACAGCUGAGUCACGAACCGGCGAAAUUCAUAUUCUUAGCGAGCAAUCUGUUGAUUCUCGCAUGCAUCCCGUACCGCCUUGCCGAAAAUCGACACGCCGAAGACGCGAUCCUCGUCGUGGCCGUACCCGGAUCCUGGUUUCUCCUUAUGUUCUUCGCAGGGGCCGUACGACUGACCGGACCUUUUGUGACUAUGGUCUACAGCAUGAUAACCGGCGACAUGUUGACUUUUGGAAUGAUAUACACCGUUGUGUUAUUCGGAUUCUCGCAGUCCUUUUACUUUCUUUACAAAGGAUUCCCCGGAGUGAAAUCCUCCCUCUAUAGCUCCUACCCUUCUACUUGGAUGGCACUGUUUCAAAUUACCCUUGGCGACUACAACUACCCGGAGCUAAGCUUUACGACGUACCCAAAUCUGAGUAAAACGGUGUUCGCCAUUUUUAUGGUUCUCGUUCCCAUACUACUGCUGAACAUGUUGAUAGCCAUGAUGGGGAACACUUACGCUCACGUCAUCGAGCAGAGCGAGAAGGAAUGGGUGAAGCAGGUCCCUAUCGCUGCACAAUCAAUCAGCUACGAAUUGAUGGCGAUAUAUAUAUACAUAUACAUACAUAUAUAUCGUCGGCUAUCGAGCUUUCCGUACAGAAUCGCUACUAUAUUCGCACAGAAUUCGCUAAAUUUAAUUCCGAACACACCGGCCCCGAUUUUAUCCCCUAUAUCCGUGCGUCGUUUCAGUGGGCUAAGAUCGUCGUGUCCUUGGAGCGAGCUGUUUCCCAGAAGGACGCGCAUAAUUAUCUUCAGGAGUAUAGCAUUAAACUCGGGCCAGGUGACGACCCAAAUAAUCCCGCCUCGGAGCAACGGGGAGUUAUGGUUAUCAAAAGCAAGUCUAAGACGAGGGCGAAACAGCGCAAGGGUGCGGUCGCUAAUUGGAAGUGCCGCGGUUGAGCCGUCGGAAGUUACGGCCUUAACUGGCGGUUUUGGUGAUGCCCUGACAGCUGCUCUUGACGUUAUGGCGUUCGCUCACGAUUUGGACAUAACUACGGCCACCCAAGGAAUACCGACUACGGCCAAUCCGUUGGCUCCGUCGAAAGUUUCAAAAACGCACCUCCAGCCACAGCCGCCGAUCCAGCAGCAGCCGCAGGUGACCCAGAAGCCGGCACAGGCUCCCGGAAAAGCACCGGGGAUUUCGGAAUUGAUUGAAAAAAAACCAAUCAUCGGUGCCAAUUCCGAGAGAAAGCCGUUUAUUACGGAAACCCUUGCAGGCGAGCUAUUUGGGGUGCGGCUGGAGGAUAAAGACGUUCGGAAUUUAAAAUUACCCGACGUAACGGAAAACCCGGAUCCGUUACUCGAUCUCGUUAUCACCGCCGAAAAUCCGUCCUGCGACGACGCGACCUUACUUAACAUUGCAAAAACGGCUCAAUUUAUUUCGGAGGCCGGCGACGCAGCCGCGGCAUUGCAGCACGCUCAUCAACGCCGAUCAAUUACCAAGCUUCUUCCCUCGACCUUUACCGCCAAAAAACAAUUCUUGAUCGAAUCGAGCGAUAACGACAUUCACGGAGACAACGCUCUUCUCGGGGCGGAAACUCGACUGCGAAGAAUCCGAUCAGCGAGCAGCAGACUCGCAUCGAGUAGGAAAUAUUCCUACCGCGGCGACGACGACAGUUCGUCCUCAUCCCCUUCCGCGGACCUCAACGCCGGCUAUCGCCGUUUGAUGGACGAACCGGAGGACCGGUUCAACUCACGUGAGAACGAGACGGUGAAAAUUUCCACACCGCCGAAAACGGAAACUUUGACGAACUUAGCGGCGAACGGUCACGGGACAACGUCAAAGGCCGCCGGCAAACACAGGUCCGUCAAGACCGCGAAGAAUAGAGUGGCGCCGAAGGAGGUAGACAGAUCCGUUAAGAGGAGGGAAAAAUCUGCGGGCCCGGAACCCGCCACGGCAUCACCCGAAUCUACUCCGGAUCCACUGGAACCUUGGAGCACGCGAGGCAUCACGGACAUGAACACAAUCCUCGCGUGGAAGGAAAACGCUCCCGAAAGUCCGUAGCGUAGCGCCGUUUUCCUUAAAAUCACCCCCCCACCCCCACCCCCCCCGCCCCUCGACUUUGCGGAGGGAUUUCCCUUGAUCGGGGAUUUCGGGAUCAAAGAUCUCGGGAGACGAUGUCCUCGGGAUAGAAAAGGUUGACUUCCGACCGAGAAUACCAAUUGCUAAUUGGAUCGCGUAAAUUCGGAUAAAUCUGCCUUCCCGUUACUCCAUUGUUUUUUUUUUUACCAAACUAAAAUCUCUGUACUAUUAAAACCCGUCGCACACGGUUUCGCUAUUAGUGGACAAACAAAAAAAAAAGAAAACAGAAAGCGAAUGAUGAGAAAUUUUCUUUUUUUUUUUUUUAAAAUAAAAGUAAAGGAAGCGUAUUCCCUCCUCACGCCCCACGCGGUCCAAUUAACGUCAAGCUACCCAAUUCGGGGCUACUUAAUUGUUGAGCAACCGCCUGGAAAGAUUCAUUUUUAAAUAUAUCUAACUAAUCGACUCGUCCUCCGAGUUUAGUGAGCACAAAAUUUCGAUCCAGAACCGUAGAAUAAUCAAAUGAAUGUCAAGUGCACGAUGUAACGUUCGUAUAGAGAUUAUCACGAUAAUUCGUAGAUUUUAUAUUUGCAGUUUUCAUACCAGGGACUGAUACGUGUACGUGUAAAUUUCAUUGUCAGUACACACUCGCGAGAUUGAUAUCCGAUUUCAGAGGCGGCUAGUACGGGGGAGCGCCUACGCAAUAGUUCAAACAGAGCUGUGAUUGUGCAGAUAUGAUAAACCACCCUCGCUGCUCCUCGACAUCCCACGUAGAGUAGGAUCGCUAUAUCGAACUACCUAUAACCAUAUCGAACAAAGCAGCGGAGUAAAUUCCUCGAGCUUCAUAAGCUCGCAAGCGUUCCUGUUGCGCGAUUCAUAAUGUAACGUAUUAUAGGUCAUGUGUAUGCUCGAUAAAUUCCAGGAUUCGCACCUGUCAAGCUUGCCGCUAUCAUAUGUGAGUAAAUUCCGCCGUCGCUCCUGCAGUCUUAUUCUGUAAGUAGCUUACGCCGUAGUGAAUUUUAAUAAAAAAAUUUAAAACAAAAAAAAAAUAAGAAAA
This is a messenger RNA of Athalia rosae (coleseed sawfly), 5571 nucleotides long. RefSeq lists its product as uncharacterized. Lineage: Eukaryota; Metazoa; Arthropoda; Insecta; Hymenoptera; Athaliidae. Gene Ontology annotation, molecular function: calcium channel activity; protein binding. Gene Ontology annotation, biological process: calcium ion import across plasma membrane. Bases 1065 to 4499 code for a protein of 1144 amino acids. Gene Ontology annotation, cellular component: membrane. The transcript has 11 exons. The record is from RefSeq and is a predicted model, not a curated record.